GUGCCUGAGAGCGCAGCCCCACGUGGAAAAGGUAAAGACCUUGCAGGGCCGGAAGAUGACAGCCGGGCAGGCUGCCAAGUUUCGUGUGCAGCUGCAGAUGGCCUUCCUCAAGGACCUGGGCUUGCCCGUGCUGAUGCGGGUCUUCUCCGUGACCAUGUAUGUCACCAUGGUCUACUUCACUGCGGUGAUGACCAAAGAGAACGUCGUGGAACUUGGUGUGGAGAUGUUCCAGAUCCUCACAUACAUCGCGUUUUCGAAGGCUAUGUGCGAAGUCUUCCUGCCCAUUGUGUGCGUGGGCAUCGUGGGUGCUUUGGUGGUAGCC
Symbiodinium pilosum is the source of this 322-nucleotide messenger RNA. NCBI's taxonomy places the organism in Eukaryota, Dinophyceae, Suessiales, Symbiodiniaceae. The record is from the annotation of a GenBank genome assembly.